Hippocampus comes (tiger tail seahorse) is the source of this 2077-nucleotide messenger RNA. RefSeq names its product BCL2 apoptosis regulator b (gene bcl2b). Gene Ontology annotation, cellular component: mitochondrial outer membrane. The record is from RefSeq and is a predicted model, not a curated record. The coding region runs from base 1 to 894 and encodes 297 amino acids. Lineage: Eukaryota; Metazoa; Chordata; Actinopteri; Syngnathiformes; Syngnathidae. Gene Ontology annotation, molecular function: BH domain binding. The transcript has 3 exons. Gene Ontology annotation, biological process: regulation of apoptotic process; extrinsic apoptotic signaling pathway in absence of ligand; release of cytochrome c from mitochondria.
AUGUUCCCAUUACGCACGAAGGCGCAGAAUGGGCGGCCCCCACUCCUGCGCUUCUCUGAUUGGAUAAAGACCUUGGCCGUCAAGUCAAUCCGACCAAUCAGAGAGCGAGCUGUGUCACACCUCCCGACGCUCUUCCUAAGCUCCGCCCCGCUGACGCUGAGGAAAGACUGGCAGUCACACAGAGCUGCAGGUGUGUGUGGGGUGGGGGCGGGAGUUCAGUUGCAGGAGGAGAAUAAUGUCUGCCAUAACCUCUCCAAACGCGGCUACGCGUGGGGGUUCGGUGCCGCUCCGGAGCAGGGGGAGGAGGACGAUGCCGCCGCUGCUAAUAACGGCUUAUUGGUUGCACCCUCGCCGACUUUGGUGCUCCGGUGCCGCGAAGCCAGCUCCGGGCCCGAGCGCGACUGCGCCCCCAAGCGAAGCCACGGUUCCGACCCGCUCGCCGAUAUCCACCGGGUCCUGCGUGAGGCCGGCGACGAACUCGAGAGACUUUACCAGCCGGAUUUCACCGAGAUGUCCCGACAGCUGUACCUCUCGUCCACUACAGCUCAGAGGCGGUUCGCCGAGGUGAUCGACGAACUGUUCCGGGACGGCGUCAACUGGGGCCGGAUCAUCGCCUUCUUCGAGUUCGGCGGCACCGUGUGCGUGGAGUGCGCCACUAAGGAGGACAUGACGUCGCAAGUGGACAACAUAGCCGAGUGGAUGACUGAGUACUUAAACGGACCCCUAGGCAGCUGGAUCCAAGACAACGGGGGCUGGGAUGCUUUUGUGGAGCUCUACGACCGUCAGAGGGACUCUGUCUUCAGCUGCACGUGGCCGUCCAUCAAGACAGUCUUCGGCCUGGCCGCGCUCGGGGCGGCCAGCCUCACCAUUGGCGCGUACCUCACCCAGAAGUGAGCCGCCUUUUCCGCCACUCCUUUUCGUCCUUCACACACACACACACACACACACACACACACACACACACACACACACACACACACACACACACACACACACACCAUCCACCAUCCCCUCCAAUAAAGAUACACUACGUGAUGGAGGCAAGCACAUCAUCAUGCUGCCAACACCGACGACAAUGGAAGAUUCUUCUUUUUUUGUGUUCAUAACCUCGCCUUCUUCUCGACUAGUAGUAGCAUGAACCUUGCGUUAGCUUAGACAGUAGUUGCAUGCGUCAUGUGGGGAGAUGAGACAAUGGGGACGAACAAUUACGGUGCCCCUGCUUGUUAGGGUGGAGGACUCCGUUUGAACCAUGGACUCCGGUUACAAACUUAGACCCACCACCCCUCCCUUGUCAGCCACUCAUCAAACGACUUCCUGUGAAGAACAGCUGCUCGGAAUGUAUAAUGGACCAGCGUGGUAAGUGUGUACUGUGUGUUAUAGUGUACACGGUUGGACACAAGAAUUGGGACAACGACAGCAAGCCUGUGAUUGAACGCAAUGCAGUUUUCUCCAGUGGAAAUCGAGAAAAUAUAAAUAACAUGCUCCAGACCAGCCCUGCAGUAAGUUAUAUUAGUAAAAGAGAAAAUACUGUAAUUUAUACAACCUAGGAAUGUUUUUCCAAGCCAACAAACUUAUCUCCCUCGAGUCUUUCCAAUAAGAACUCCCAUGCUAUAUUUAAAUACUGAGGAGCGAAUGGGCUACAAUUCUUCAGACGCGUGUUGUCGUAGGACAAACAAAUGUGCGAUAGUGCUGUAUGUCUAGAAAUGGUUUAUUUUUCCCAAAAAGAACACAAAUUCCAAAUAUAAGAGUUCAAUGUAAAUCAAUUCAAUUUUCCACGCUUUUCCAAAUCAAAACACGAUACAAGUUAACACAAACCUGUACUCGGUCAACAAACGACACACCUCUGCCAAUUCACACCCUAGGCCUAGACACUCCUAACCCUUUUAUGGGACAUGCGCCACCAUGUGUUACAACCAAAGAAUUACAUGUCCCAAAAAUGUAUUAUAAUAUGCCACAAACAUCAUUUCACAAUAUACAUUCUGUCCAAAGAUAUACAUUAUAAAAUGAACCAAGAUGAGUCGCAUUCUGUAGGAGUAAAAAGCAGGAUUGAUGAGGAUUUGACAUGAAUGAUGGUCAG